AUGCUCCGCUGCUGCUUCUCCGGCCCAGCCCAGCCCGCUCUCGCCUGUUCGCUCGGCCGUGGAUCCCCCGAUUCCUCGCCCAAGCUCACCUCCUCGCCGGCCCAGACCUCGAGCCCGUCUCAUCAUCCCAGUACCCGGUCCGAGGGCUCUCCUGCCCAUGACGUGUCCCCAGGCACCUCAGCCUCGUCACCGGCGGCCCCCUCUCCUCCAACUCAUGUUAUUUGCCGUAGUGACCGCACACGGUUCAAGCCCAAACGUCUUGACAUCUACUACACCGGCAGUGAAGCUAACGCCGUUGUGUACCCCCUCUCCUCUCAUCUCACUUAUGAUAACGUCACCCCUGUUUGUCGAGCUUUUUUUGCAGCCAUUGCUUAA
This is a messenger RNA of Linum trigynum, 375 nucleotides long. The record is from the annotation of a GenBank genome assembly. NCBI's taxonomy places the organism in Eukaryota, Viridiplantae, Streptophyta, Magnoliopsida, Malpighiales, Linaceae.